AUGGUUCUUGCCUCUGUUCAACACGCCUUUGUAGAAAUGACACAAAUCCCAGAAAAAGGUCUGUUCGUUUCCCGAUCUUUUGCAUGCCUGUUUGGUGUCUCAAUGUUAUUCUUAAUCCUUUCUUCAUCGAUCCUAUAUCAAUUUAGUGAUACUUCUUUAGUACCCAGAUCAAUUUACAACAUAAUUAUCGUCAAAACCACACGGGAUUACAUCAAACCUGAUGAAACCAGAGUGCCAUUCGAACCCAAUUCUCCUAUUUUUGCAUCUUUAUCAAGUAAAGAAUCAUGUUCCAAAAUCACCCCCGUGAAACCUGCCAUUUGUGAUCAAACUCAAGCUCUACUCAAAGUCUUUAUGUACGAUUUACCUCCUGAAUUUCACUUCGGAUUACUAGGUUGGAAAGAUCGAAACCAAAUCUGGCCUAAUGUAAGCAACCUGAAUCAAAUCCCUUCGUACCCAGGAGGAUUAAACUUGCAACACAGUAUAGAAUAUUGGCUCACUCUCGAUCUUCUUUCUUCGGUUUCCCCAAAUAUAUCUAGACCUUGCACUGCAGUUCUUAUACAAAACUCCACCCAAGCAGACGUCAUUUUCGUGCCAUUUUUCUCAUCUUUGAGCUACAAUCGGCAUUCCAAGAUACACGGGACUGAGAAAACCACCAUGGACAAGAUUCUUCAACAAAAAUUGGUGAAGUUUUUAAAUGGUAGAGAUGAAUGGAGAAGAUCAGGAGGGAAGAAUCAUAUAAUCAUGGCUCACCAUCCGAAUAGCAUGCUUUUUGCAAGAAGACAUCUGGGUUCUUCUAUGUUUGUGCUCGCAGAUUUCGGAAGGUACAGUUCACAAAUUGCAAAUAUCGAUAAAGACAUUAUUGCACCUUACAAACACGUCGUCAAGCGUCUUGAUGCUCGUGAUUCUCCUUCUUUUAAAGAACGACCCGUGUUGGUGUAUUUCCAAGGAGCGAUUUACAGGAAAGAUGGUGGAGUGAUUCGUCAAAAACUGUAUCAUCUACUUAAAGAUGAAAAAGGCAUUCACUUUACAUUUGGAAGUGUGUCGUCUGGUGGGGUCCGCAAGGCGUCCAGAGGGAUGUCUUCUUCUAAAUUUUGCCUCAACAUUGCAGGAGAUACUCCUUCAUCUAAUCGAUUGUUUGAUGCGAUUGCUAGUCAUUGUGUUCCUGUGAUAAUUAGUGAUGAGAUCGAGCUUCCAUUUGAAGAUGUUCUUGAUUACUCAAAAUUUGCGAUAUUUGUUCGUGCAUCGGAUGCUGUUAAAAAUGGGUAUCAUAUGAAGCUUCUUAGAAGGAUUCGAAGAGAUAAAUGGAUUCAAAUGUGGGAAAGAUUGAAGGAAAUAGGGAAACAUUUUGAGUAUGAAUAUCCGUCAAAGAGUGGUGAUGCUGUUGACAUGAUAUGGCAGAUGGUUCAUAGGAAGGUGUCUUGUGUACAUGAGAAAGAUGGUAGGAAAAACAGAUAUGACAUGUCACAGAUGUUCUUGGAUGCUAUAUGAGUUUUUUUUUCCCUGUUGGGACUUUGGUCUUAUCGAAUUUGAGUCGUGAUUUCACAGCCGAUAUGGAAAGUAAGUCACCGUUUUUUUGAGACUAUAAUUAUAGUUUAGAUUCUCACUUUAUUUACUGCCAAGGGCAAGCUUACAAAGACCAUUUUGGUAGUAUAUAUUGUAUGCUCCAAAAUCUUUUGUUGGUUUUUGAAUUUUGAAAUUACAUUAUAUGGA
Lactuca saligna is the source of this 1710-nucleotide messenger RNA. Lineage: Eukaryota; Viridiplantae; Streptophyta; Magnoliopsida; Asterales; Asteraceae. The record is from the annotation of a GenBank genome assembly.